Aspergillus tubingensis is the source of this 648-nucleotide messenger RNA. RefSeq lists its product as uncharacterized. The record is from RefSeq and is a predicted model, not a curated record. NCBI's taxonomy places the organism in Eukaryota, Fungi, Ascomycota, Eurotiomycetes, Eurotiales, Aspergillaceae. The transcript is spliced from 4 exons. Bases 1 to 648 code for a protein of 215 amino acids.
AUGCCUGCCACCGGCUACCAGGGUUACAAAGUAAUCCGCCACCUGAAGGCUAUCAUGAUCUUGUUCCUGCUACUGCAUGGAAGCGACGGCAAGCAUGUAAUGUUCUUCGUUGACCUGAACGUGUAUUCGGGGAACUUUCAUGAUUGUCCUGCAGAGUACACCCACUUUACCAUCGCGGUUGACAUGCCACCUGGUCCUCGCUGGCAGAACUUCAGGAUCGCACGACUCACCGGUACGGUGUUUGUAUCCGGGGAGAUGGUCGGUUACUACAAGUAUUAUGGAAGAUUCAUUCCGUGUGUGAUGCUCCAGAAUAUAUCUCUCAUAACUCCUUCGAUUCGCGAGGAUACGCGGCUUUUACCUAGAAAGAGACGUGCUCUCGGUGAGCCGUACAUGAUGCAUUACAGCAUUCCUACCUCUACCGCCGACGACACUGCCUUCCCAGAGCCACCCUCCCAGUCCGUCUCUACACUCGUUCCUCAGUCACCCUCACCUGGGCCGCCUGAUUUACCGGGUUCGCCCUCAACGAUUGAAGAGAGCGACGAAGGGGACGAAGGUGGAGAUAGCGAAGACGGUGAAGGUGGAGAGGAUGGCGAAGAUAGCGAAGAUAGCAAAGAUAGCGAAGAUGACGAAGAUGAAGAGAAAGAGUAA